Messenger RNA from Onychostruthus taczanowskii (white-rumped snowfinch), 1234 nucleotides. RefSeq names its product iroquois homeobox 5 (gene IRX5). Gene Ontology annotation, biological process: regulation of transcription by RNA polymerase II; neuron differentiation; cell development. The transcript has 3 exons. Gene Ontology annotation, molecular function: DNA-binding transcription factor activity, RNA polymerase II-specific; RNA polymerase II cis-regulatory region sequence-specific DNA binding. The record is from RefSeq and is a predicted model, not a curated record. Gene Ontology annotation, cellular component: nucleus. Lineage: Eukaryota; Metazoa; Chordata; Aves; Passeriformes; Passeridae. Bases 197 to 1234 code for a protein of 345 amino acids.
AGAAAAAGGAGGAAGCGGUGCCCGGCUGCAGGCGAAAGCGGAGCAGCAGCCCCGGCGCAGAGCAAGGUGCCGCCUCUGCCCAGCUGGCGAGGGCGGAGAGGCGCCCGCGAAGCCCCGGCCGCAGCCGCCCCAACCCGGCAGCGCGGCGGCUCCCUCCCGGCGCCUUGGGCUCCCGGGUAUAUGUGCGCGCCUGGCCAUGUCGUAUCCUCAGGGUUACUUGUACCAGCCGUCAGCGUCUUUGGCUCUCUAUUCCUGCCCGGCGUACAGCACCAGCGUGAUCUCCGGACCCAGGACCGAUGAACUUGGGAGAUCUUCUUCGGGCUCCGCUUUUUCCCCUUAUGCCGGAUCUACCGCCUUUACCGCCCCUUCCCCGGGUUACAACUCCCACCUCCAGUACGGCACCGACCCGGCCGCCGCCGCCGCCGCCGCCUUCACUUCCUACGUGGGCUCGCCCUACGACCACACGCCGGGCAUGGCCGGUUCCCUGGGGUACCACCCGUACGCGGCGCCGCUCGGCUCCUACCCCUACGGGGACCCCGCGUACCGCAAGAACGCGACGCGGGACGCCACGGCCACCCUCAAGGCCUGGCUCAACGAGCACCGGAAAAAUCCCUACCCCACCAAGGGCGAGAAGAUCAUGCUGGCCAUCAUCACCAAAAUGACCCUCACCCAGGUCUCCACCUGGUUCGCCAACGCGCGGCGGCGGCUCAAGAAGGAGAACAAAAUGACCUGGACCCCACGAAACCGCAGCGAGGACGAGGAGGAAGAGGAGAACAUCGACCUGGAGAAAAACGACGAGGACGAGCCCCAGAAACUGGAGGAGAAGGGGGACCCCGGGACUCCGGACACAGGAGCGGCGGAUCCCAAGGCAGCGCCGGGCUGCGAGCGCCUCCAGGAGUCCCCCGGUCCCCGGGAGGCCGAGAGCGGCCUCAGCGACUCGGAUUGCAAAGAGCUAGCGGAGGAGCGGCUCGACGGGCCGCCCGUCCCCCUCAAGGCGCCCGGCGCUUCCCCGCUGGGACCGUGUCCGGCGGGCCGCGGGCCUGUUGCUGUGGACUGUCGCGCUCGCCGGCCGCGCAGUGCCCCUUCCCCAACGGGGCGGUCCUGCCCCGGCCGCUCUACUACACGGCGCCCUUCUACCCCGGCUACACGAACUACGGCUCCUUCGGGGCCCUGCACGGGCACCCCGCCGGCGGGCCCGCCGCCGCCGCCCCCGGCGCCCACUUCAAUGGAUUAA